Molecule: messenger RNA, 1876 nt
Organism: Populus trichocarpa (black cottonwood)
Lineage: Eukaryota; Viridiplantae; Streptophyta; Magnoliopsida; Malpighiales; Salicaceae
Product: aldehyde dehydrogenase family 3 member H1
Exons: 10
Coding region: 195-1661 (488 amino acids)
Biological process (GO): aldehyde metabolic process
Cellular component (GO): cytoplasm
Molecular function (GO): aldehyde dehydrogenase (NAD+) activity
Source: RefSeq, a predicted model, not a curated record
CGACCACUACAAGCGACAGCAACACAUUUAUAUUAUUAUCACUCUCCCAUUAAUGCUAAGUAAAUUCCCUUUUCCAAAAGUCCAGUCCAAUCCAAACAGAGAUUUAAAGUCUCCUUCUCUUUGUCUAUUAGAACAAGUUCUAAAACACAUUUCAUAAAGCCAAACUCUCAUCUUUGUAUCCAUCGAGUGGUGAAAUGGCGACGAAGGAGGAGGAGAACACGGUGUUUGAUGUGGAGGCAGCGAAUGUGUUAACCAAGGAGCUGAGAGACGUUUUUGCUUCUGGUAAAACAAGGAGUUACGAGUGGAGAAUAUCUCAGUUGAAGAGUAUUGUUAAGAUGUGCGAUGAACACGAGGAAGACAUUGUUGAUGCUCUCCGUCAAGAUCUCUCCAAGCCUCAACUUGAAUCCAUCGUUUAUGAGUUAACUAUGGUAAAAAACUCGUGUACAUUGGCUAUUAAGGAACUGAAACAUUGGAUGAUGCCAGAGAAGGCAAAAACUUCUUUGACAACUUUUCCUUCAUCAGCUGAAAUAGUGUCAGAACCACUGGGUGCUGUGUUGAUUAUUUCAGCAUGGAAUUACCCUUUCUUGUUGUCUAUGGAUCCGCUCAUUGGAGCUAUUGCAGCCGGUAAUGCUAUGGUUUUAAAACCAUCAGAAGUUGCACCAGCUACAUCCUCACUGCUUGCAAAGCUACUUCCAGAGUAUUUGGAUUGCUCUUCGAUAAAGGUUGUUGAGGGGGCUGUUUCUGAAACUUCUGCACUACUGGAGCAAAAGUGGGACAAAAUAUUUUAUACAGGCAAUGGAAGAGUAGGACGAAUUGUGAUGGCUGCUGCAGCAAAACACCUUACACCGGUUGUUUUGGAGCUUGGAGGAAAAUCUCCAGUUGUUGUUGAUUCAGGUAUCGAUAUACAGAUUGCAACUAGGCGGAUAAUUGUAGGCAAGUGGGGGUGUAAUAAUGGACAAGCAUGCAUCUCUCCGGAUUACAUAAUAACAACGAAAGAUUGUGCUGAGAAGCUGGUGGACUCUCUGAAAAAAGAACUGGAGGCAUUUUAUGGAAAGAACCCAUUGGAAUCAAAAGAUUUAUCUCGAAUUGUGAAUUCCAACCAUUUUUCUCGUUUGACAAAGCUACUGGAUGAGGAUAAGGUUUCUGGGAAGAUUGUUUAUGGAGGUGAAAGAGAUGAAGCCAACCUGAGAAUUGCUCCCACCAUAUUAUUGGGCGUCCCACAAAACUCUCUAAUAAUGAAAGAAGAGAUAUUUGGUCCAUUGCUUCCCAUUCUCACUGUCAGCAAAAUCGAGGAUAGCUUUGAUAUAAUAAAAUCAGGAACAAAGCCACUUGCAGCUUAUUUAUUUACCAAUAACAAGAAGCUGAAGGAGCAGUUUUUGAUGUCUGUUUCUGCAGGGGGUGUGGUCAUUAAUGACACUACUCUGCAUCUUGCAGUUCAUAGUGUACCAUUUGGGGGCGUGGGCGAGAGCGGAAUGGGUUCAUACCAUGGCAAAUUUUCCUUCGAUGCUUUUACCCACAAGAAGGCAGUCGUGUAUCGAAGUUUUGUAGGUGAUGCAUCUGUGAGAUAUCCACCGUACACACUGGGAAAGCUAAGAUUGAUGAAGGCUUUAAUCACUGGUAAUGUAUGGACAAUACUUCGCACCCUGCUUGGAAUGUCUUAAGUCUAGGAAUAUAAUGUAAUGUAUGGACAAUACUUCGCACCCUGCUUGGAAUGUCUUAAGUCUAGGAAUAUGAUGUCUUCAGUGUAAGCUCAAUCACUAUAUUAUUUUUGUACUUAAUUUAAGUUGGAACGUUGAUUGAUUACAAGAACGAAAGUGGAAUGCAAUGUCAGUUAUACCCUCUGAUGAAUAAAAUUUGUUUUGUUAGUGUGGUAUAA